CCGCAAACCAAGCUUCACCCGCACUUCAACCACAAGGCACCGGUACAGGCAAUUGUACAGUACACCACCUACGCCAGCGUCAGGGCCUGCCACCAUCCACACCAUACCCAACACUCCCAUCACAAUCACCUUCAACAUUCCAUAAUCUCAGCACUCUACACCCACGCCGCCAUCAUGUCCGAAAAUAGCUCCUCCGACCCCCCACCAGGCUCAGUAAACAUCGCCUCCCUCUCCGUGCCCCAACUCCGCGCCCUGCAGACCCGCCUCUCCUCGGAGCUCGAGCACCUGACGACUUCGCACGCCAAGCUGCGCGCCGCCCAGCUGAAGUUCCGGGACUGCGUGCGCUCCAUCAACGAGGGGGUGGUGGGCUCGGCUAAGAAGGGCACCGCGGGCGGCCCGGAGCAGGAGAUCCUCGUGCCCCUGACGAGCUCGCUGUACGUGCGCGGCAGGCUGGCGGAUCGGGAGAAGGUGCUCGUCGAUGUCGGGACGGGGUUUUAUGUGGAGAAGACUGCUCCCAAAGCCAUCGAGUUCUACGAGAAUAAGGUCAAGGAUCUGGAGACCAACCUCACCGAAUUGGAGAAGAUUGUACAGACCAAGAGUCAGCAGCAGAGGCUUUUUGAAGACGCUUUGAGACAGAAAUUGCUGGCCGAAGGGGCCGCAUCCUCCGCUUCCGCUACCGCCGGUGCAGGUUAGUUGGUAAGCCACUUGUAUUAGGUACAGAAACAAAGCAAAGAACAAAAAAGGCAUUAAUCAACACCCUUGCCAUGGCAUUGAAACAACAUUCUGAAAAGAGAACGUAGCUCUCCAUACUACCCCGAAGGGCAGGCUUUCUGGUGACUUAGAACAAAGUCCCGAGGUCUGCAUCUAGAGCCCUAGCAUUGCCGCUGGAGGCUGGGCUUGCCGAACGACCAUCAGCCUUAG
This is a messenger RNA of Aspergillus uvarum CBS 121591, 921 nucleotides long. RefSeq names its product prefoldin subunit 5. The transcript has 4 exons. Gene Ontology annotation, biological process: protein folding; regulation of DNA-templated transcription. Gene Ontology annotation, cellular component: prefoldin complex; cytoplasm. Lineage: Eukaryota; Fungi; Ascomycota; Eurotiomycetes; Eurotiales; Aspergillaceae. Bases 175 to 693 code for a protein of 172 amino acids. The record is from RefSeq and is a predicted model, not a curated record.